GUUUCGCUACUCUCGAACACGGCUGAUGCCUAUGGUUACGCCUGUGUAGCUAGCUACAUGCUAAUUCUCAAAGCGCGCUCAGUUGACCUAUUUUGCAGGUGUUUUACAUGGUGCGGUACCGCUAGCUUUCAUCUCAUUUUUUGAAGACGCUACUCAAUAUGAUGGGUGAACCGGUGGCUGAUAUGUGUGAUCGGCUUGUUAAAGCUGUGAACGUGAUGAUGGACGCGGAAUCUAGCCAAAUAUAUCGCUUGGAGGCCCUAAAGUUUUGUGAAGAAUUCAAAGAGAAGUGUUCCUUCUGUGUCCCAUGUGGGCUACAGUUGGCAGAUACAACUCAAACAGCAGUGGUGAGGCACUUUGGUCUACAGAUACUGGAGCACGUCAUCAAGUUCAGAUGGAACAACAUGCCACAGCAAGAGAAAGUCCAGCUGAAGAACUGUGCUAUGGGGCUAUUGUCAACUGGCACGUAUUCUAUCCUGGAGGAGGAGAGCCACAUCAAGGACGUUCUCUCGCGGAUCAUAGUGGAGAUGAUCAAGAGAGAAUGGCCUCAGCACUGGCCUGACAUGCUGAAGGAGAUGGAGGCACUCACCAGUGUAGGGGAGGCCCAGACAGAGCUGGUGAUGUUGAUCCUGCUGCGGCUGGCGGAGGACGUGAUCACCUUCCGGACCUUGCCCACCCAGCGCCGCCGGGACAUCCAGCAGACCCUCACCCAGAACAUGGAGAGUAUCUUUAGCUUCCUGCUCGCCAUCCUGCAGCUCCACGUCGACGAGUACCGCAAACUGAAAAGAAUACCUGGCCAAGAAUUGCAGGCCAAGGCCCACUGUCGGGUAGGCGUGGCCACUCUAAACACCCUGGCAGGCUACAUAGACUGGGUUGCCCUGGCAAACAUCACCAAUGACAACUGUCGCCUGCUGGAAAUGCUGUGUCUGUUGCUCAGUGAGACAGAGCUGCAGCUGGAGGCUGCAGAGUGCCUGCUCAUCGCCAUUAGCCGCAAGGGGAAGCUAGAGGACAGGAAACCACUCAUGGUGCUGUUUGAUGACGUUGCCAUGCACUACAUCCUCUCUGCUGCACAGUCUGCAGAUGGAGCAGCAAUAUGCAACAAAUCCUCUCCAACACAGCCAGUGGGGGCGGGGGUGGUGGAGAGACACUACACCUUCCUGAAGAGGCUAUGUCAGGUCCUGUGUGCCCUGGGCAGCCAACUCUGCUCAUUAGUGGGUUCAGAUGUGGAGGUAGAGGUACCAGUAAACCUUAGCAAGUACACAGAAGCGUUCCUGGCCUUCACCACACACCCAAGCCAGUUCCUUAGGUCUUCCACCCAGAUCACAUGGGGAACUUUGUUCAGACAUGAGAUUCUCUCCAAGGAUCCUGUCAUCAUCCAGAUGACCAUCAAGUACUUUAGAGCCACCAUGACCAACCUAGUCAAGACUGGUUUCCCUUCCAGCAACGACAGUCCCAGCUGUGAGUACUCCCGUCAUGACUUCGACAGUGAUGAAGACUUCAACUCCUUCUUCAACUCGUUCCGAGCGCAGCAGGGGGAGGUGGUCCGGAAUGCGUGUCGUAUUGUUCCCUUGGAGGCCUUCCAGAUUGCAGCAGAGUGGCUGCAGUAUCAGACCAGUGCGCCCAUUGAUAUCGGAACCACUGUGUCUAAGACGGCUGAGGGGCUGUGUUCUAUCCUGUCUCCGUCAGUGGUCCAGUGGGAUGCUAUGACCUUCUUUACAGAGAGUGUUGUGGGAAAGAUCUUUAAGAACGUGGAGGAUGAGAAGUUGCCGGUAGACCAGGGCAUUGAGCUGCUACAGGCUGUGUUGAACUACAACACCCAAGACCCUCUCAUCCUGUCCUGUGUCCUCACCAACGUCUCCGUCCUCUUCCCCUUCGUCACACACCGACCUCACUUCCUGCCUCAGGUCCUCUACAAGCUAUUUGCCUCCAUCACAUUCGAGGUGGUAGAGGAGAGUAAGGCACCACGGACGCGUGCGGUGAAGAACAUCAGAAGACACGCCUGCUCCUCCAUCAUCAAGAUGUCUCGAGACUACCCACAAUUCAUUCUUCCGUGUUUUGACAUGAUGUAUAACCACGUGAAGAAGCUGUUCUCCAGCGAGGCUCUGUUGAACAUGCUGGAGAAGUGUGCUCUUAUGGAGGCCCUGGUCCUCAUCAGUAACCAGUUCAAAGACUACAACAAGCAGAAACACUUCCUGGAGGAGCUCAUGGCCACUGUGGUCGCUCGCUGGACCUCAGACGAGAUGAGGCGUGUGCUGUGGGAUCCUGCUCUGUUCCUGGACUUCGUUGGUGCUGAUCAGCUGGUGGCUGAAGGCACAGAACACACAACGGGCAUCAACAGGUCACGGUUGAGUUUCUGUGUGUACACCAUCCUGGGGGUGGUGAAGAGGGCCCGCUGGCCGGCUGACCUGGAGGAGGCGAAGGCAGGGGGGUUCGUAGUGGGCUACUCCCCUAAUGGAGCCCCUAUCUACAGAAACCCCUGCAGCGCCCAGGUCCUGGCACUGCUGCCCAACCUGCUCGCCCUCAUCAGAACCCACAACAGUCUCUUCCUGCCGGAGAACAUGUGUCGUCUAAGUGAGACGUUCUCCAAGGCCUACGACAUGAUAGAGGUGGAGAAGAACAUGGUUCUAGGCCUGCCUCAGCCAGCCCUGGACAUCUAUGACCCUCCAGUGUAUAAGACUCAUCUAGAGCGCAUGCAGGGAUUCUUCUGUACCCUCUACGACAACUGUUACCAUAUCCUGGGGAAGGCAGGCCUAUCAUUGCAGCAGGACUUCUACACCAUCGAGGGAUUGGCUGAACAGAUCGUUGGUUCUGUCUUUGUCUCCCUCGACAACAUGCCUGACCACAGACUCCGCACCAUGCUCCGGGUGUUCCUGAAGCAGCUGGUGGUGUCAUGUCCUCAGGAGUGCUACAACAGUCUGCUCUGCCCCCUGCUGGGGCCUCUGUUCGCCUACAUGCUACAGAGACUCAAUCUCAGGUGGCAGAUCAUCAACCAGAGGAGUACUGUCAGUGGGGAGGAGGAGGAGGACGAGUCGUGUGAGGAGAAUCAGGAGAUGCUGGAGGAGCAGCUAGUUCGGCUGCUCACCAGAGAGGUUCUGGACCUGCUCACUCACGCCUGCAUAAUGAAAAAGGUGCCUGCGCCAGCAGGAAACAAGGAAGAUGUGGAUGAGGAGGAGAUGAUGUCCACUGAGUCCCAGGCAGUCACUGUCUCCCCUGCCCAGCCAACAGGUGAACUGACGGAGCUGGGGAAGUGUUUUCUCAAACACGAGGACAUCUAUAUGACCUUGUUGACCAUCUCAUUCACCUCUCUGUCCUGGAAGGACACCAGUAACUGUCACCGCAGCGCCUCCAUCGUGUGCUGGACCCUGCUACGACAGGUUGUAGGUGGGAACCUUUUGCCAGAGGCGGUCACAUGGUUCUAUACCAGUGUUCUGAAGGGACUGCAGAUGCAUGGGCAGCAUGAGAUCUGCAACUCAGCCCUCACACAACUGGCCCUGCUUAUGUACGAGAACCUGCGGCCGCGGUACAUGGAGCUAAGAGACGUGAUGACUCAGAUCCCCGACAUCAAUCUGGAGGCUCUAGACCAGUACGACCAGCGGUUGCUGGAGCCCAGCUCCGCUCAGAGGUUGGGAGAGAAGAAGAGGAAAGACCAGUUCAAGAAGCUCAUUGCUGGCGCUGUGGGGAAAGCUCUGGCCCAGCAGUUCAAAAAGGAGGUACAUAUACGAAAUCUUCCGUCUCUCUUUAAGAAGCCGAAGCCUGAGAAAAGGGACAUUCUGGAGACCAGUGAGAGUGGAGCACUAGCAGCACUCUUCUCCCCAGUGCUGGAUGACAUCUAGGAGCACUAGCAGCACUCUUCUCCCCAGUGCUGGACGACAUCUAGGAGCACUAGCAGCACUCUUCUCCCCAGUGCUGGAUGACAUCUAGGAGCACAGAGCAGCACUCUUCUCCCCAGUGCUGGAUGACAUCUAGGAGCACUAGCAGCACUCUUCUCCCCAGUGCUGGACGACAUCUGAGCACUAGCAGCACUCUUCUCCCCAGUGCUGGACGACAUCUAGGAGCACAGAGCAGCACUCUUCUCCCCAGUGCUGGAUGACAUCUAGGAGCACAGAGCAGCACUCUUCUCCCCAGUGCUGGACGACAUCUAGGAGCACAGAGCAGCACUCUUCUCCCCAGUGCUGGACGACAUCUAGGAGCACAGAGCAGCACUCUUCUCCCCAGUGCUGGACGACAUCUAGGAGCACAGAGCAGCAC
Molecule: messenger RNA, 4245 nt
Organism: Oncorhynchus tshawytscha (Chinook salmon)
Lineage: Eukaryota; Metazoa; Chordata; Actinopteri; Salmoniformes; Salmonidae
Product: exportin-5-like
Exons: 33
Coding region: 159-3830 (1223 amino acids)
Biological process (GO): RNA export from nucleus; protein export from nucleus
Cellular component (GO): nucleus; cytoplasm; RNA nuclear export complex
Molecular function (GO): nuclear export signal receptor activity; RNA binding; small GTPase binding
Source: RefSeq, a predicted model, not a curated record